AUGGUUUUCGAGGACAUCCGAUACGACUGCUAUGCUGCUCACCGUGAGACGGUUCCGUGGGAUGACGUUACCCUAUAUUCUGGAUGGUUGGCUGUCAAUUCGACCGUCACUAUUCGUUAUCUUUCGGAACGCGUCAUGCGACAGUUCGGCUAUUGUCAGAUGAUACCUCACGGUCCUCUUGUCUUCGUUCCUUUCUUGAUGACUCGUUGGCAGAUAGAUGAGGUCUUUGCAGACUGGGAGCAUCACAUGGUUCCUGAUGAGGCUCGGGCGACCAGAUCAGAGAAAAAUUGGAGUUGCACCGACGAGUACAUCACUUAG
Molecule: messenger RNA, 318 nt
Organism: Vicia villosa (hairy vetch)
Lineage: Eukaryota; Viridiplantae; Streptophyta; Magnoliopsida; Fabales; Fabaceae
Exons: 1
Coding region: 1-318 (105 amino acids)
Source: RefSeq, a predicted model, not a curated record